AUGAUUGAUCUUGUUCAUCUGAGUAUACCUGUCAUAGUGUUUGUGAUUUCGAUAUACCUGGUGAUCGCACCCAUUGUAGAACAGCCAAAAAUUGAAUACCUUUACGCCGCCUUUUAUAUCGUCUCCGGAAUCCUUUUUUAUAUUCCGUUCGUUAAAUACAAGAUUAGAUUUCCUAAUCUUAUCAAAUGCAUAACAAAGCAAUGCCAGCUAUUAUUGAAAGUGGUUCCCUGUGAAUAUGGACCUGACCCGGACAACAACAACUGACAUCGUAAUUAUACACUACAAGUAAAUUGUAUAUUAAAAGCCAAAUCUAUUUAAAAGUUAUAUUCAAUUCUGUCCAAAUGAAUCAAACAGAG
This is a messenger RNA of Oppiella nova, 356 nucleotides long. Lineage: Eukaryota; Metazoa; Arthropoda; Arachnida; Sarcoptiformes; Oppiidae. The record is from the annotation of a GenBank genome assembly.